GUUGAGUUUGUAGAAAGGUUGUGCUGUAAUAAAGGAGGGAUUUCUGGACAGUGUCGGGUUGCAUCAGUUCCGUUCUGUCCUGUUUAGGUUCUGUUUCGCUGCUCCUCAUCGUUUAGAAAUGUAACUGUUGCUGCUUUGAAAAUCCAAACGUCUUUCUGCAACUCUUAUCAGAGCUGAUCCAUUCGCUGGGCUUCAGCUUUGUCCUGAGGAGGAUCAGAAACAUGCGGAAAGUUUCUCAGGCGCUUCUUUUCUUCCACAUCUCUGUGGCGUGCCUCUUCACCACAGUGUCCUGUCAGUCUGACAGCAGCAGCAGUGUGGUGGUAGCAGGCUACAAUGUCAGCGGGCCGGCCGGGUCCAAGCUGGUACUGCAGUGCAUGAGUGGUCGCAUGGUUUGGACCAGGGACAGGGUGAGGGACAGACAGAGGGUGGUCCAUUGGGAUAUAUAUCGGGACUUCCCGGACUACACCAUGGAGAGAGUGGUGGACAUGUUCUCAGCUGGAGAGCAUAGGCUGUACCACCAUCAUAACCUGGGAAGAGUCAGUCUCAACCCUACAGCCUUCAAAGACGGAAACUUUUCACUGGUCAUCAAAGAUGUAAGGAUGAAUGACAGAGGCCUGUACACAUGUAACCUCCACCAUAUCUACUGCAAGCUGGAUGAAACCGUCCGAAUUCAGCUCAAUGUGACCAAAUCAAAGCGUAAACUGCAGAGCUUCUGGGAUGGGACAAAAAGCGUGUAUGUGGUGCUGCAAGGGACCACCGUGGUGUUGCCUUGCAUCAACAGACGAAGCAUCUGGACAGACUGGAGCAACGAGGAGGAGGACCAGCAGGUUGUCCACUGGGACCGGCAAGCGCCAGGAGUCCAGCAUGACCGUGCCGAUCGGCUGGUGGACCUUUACGCCUCCGGUGAGCAGCGCAGCUACGGACCUCUGUUCUUGCAGAGGAAGAUGAACAUCAGCAGUCAGGCCUUUUCGCAGGGUGACUUCUCUCUCACGAUAAAAAAUCUCCAGCCUACAGAUCAGGGGACAUAUUCCUGUCACCUACAUCAUCAUUACUGCGGCCUACAUGAAAGAAGAGAGUUUCAGGUCACGGUGGAGGCUCCUUUGAUCCAGAGCAUGCAGCCGGCCCUAUCACUUCCCAAAGACAAAGAAGACACCAAAGCUGACUCACCGCGAGUCAUCAACGUCAUCCUGCCUGACCAGAGACACCAUUUUCUCCUGCCGCUUGGCUACGUUCUCACCUCCUCCCUGCUUCUGGCAUUCAUUACCCUCAUCAUCAUCCUCAUCAUGAGACGACGCAAAGCCAAAGAUUUUUCUCCUAAAGUAUCUAUUAGGUCCAACAGAAGUCCCAGCAGCUCAGAUGAGUAUGAUAUCGACAUCGGCGAGUUGGACGUAUACAGUCAGGAAGAAAAAGGAUUUGUCUACAAGAACAACCUGCUAAAAGAAAACUCCCUGAUGAAGUCUCAGCCAAAAGCCAUUGAUCUUGACAGAGAGAUCCAGAAGUUUUCCAAGUAAGAAGGCGAGACAGAAGUGAAAUCUGAGUCACUGGCGGGUCCAGAGGCUGCAAUUGCUCCAGACCAAACACAUCUGCAUUACCUUCUGCCGUUACAAGAGAGGAAACCAGGGUGGACCUUCUUUAGUUAGCCUGGAUCAGCUUUAUUAGGAAGUUGUUGCAAUGAAAUUGCUAGUUUUACACAGAAUUACGUUUUUCUUUAGCUGUUCCCAGCUGCAGUAAAUACUGUGUAAAUCAAGCUUUGGAUGCAUGCAAAGAAAAAAAUGAGACUAACUGAAUGGUGAAUAGGACUUGAAAUAUUAGUCUUAUUUAACAUUGCUUUUUGUUUUUAAUUUUUCGCUUUGUUUUUUACUUCAGUAAUCCUACGCUUUCUGGACUUAGUUCCGCUAAAGUGUCACACGUGCAUGCUACCCAGAAGAACAGUGUUUUUCUAAUAUUUAGACUAAAUUACAACAGUUUUAUAUCAAGAUUCAUUGAAAAGGGCAAUUUUAAACUUAAUUUUUGUUACUGGAUGGUUAAACCAUCUUUUUUACUGACAUCAAAACUUUCAUUCUGUUUUCUAGUUGUUUGUAAUGUUUAUUCUCAUAUUAAGGCGUCUAGUGAUGUAGGCCAAAAAUCCAGUGUUGUGCUUCUUAGUGUUUUAUGUAACAGUCAUUUUCUUUUAGAAAAGUUGCACUAAAAUUUUAGUUUUAGUUCAUUCUUUUCCACUAAUGCUACAUACCUAGUGUAGAAACAAGAGUACUACCCUAUAAUACAGUAUCCAUUCACAACAAAUACAAACCUAUAACUUAAUUUUUUAACAAACAAUGUGCUUAUACUUUUUCUUUGUGUUGUUUUCUGUUAUCUAAAGUGAAUACAGUGUGUACUGCUGCACCUUAACACCUAUACAAUAAAGGAAUAAAAAGAAAAAGGAUUU
This is a messenger RNA of Cyprinodon variegatus (sheepshead minnow), 2425 nucleotides long. RefSeq names its product matrix-remodeling-associated protein 8-like. Gene Ontology annotation, biological process: cell adhesion; establishment of glial blood-brain barrier. The record is from RefSeq and is a predicted model, not a curated record. The coding region runs from base 222 to 1511 and encodes 429 amino acids. The transcript is spliced from 12 exons. NCBI's taxonomy places the organism in Eukaryota, Metazoa, Chordata, Actinopteri, Cyprinodontiformes, Cyprinodontidae. Gene Ontology annotation, cellular component: cell surface; membrane.